CCCAAAUCUCGCUGGAGAAACUAACAAGGAAGCGAAUGGCGGAAAUGUAGAGCCACCUCACGCUUUCAGUUAGUCAUUUCUGGAUAUAGCUCUUUCUUUUCUUCUUAAAAGCAGAACCGAGCCCAGAGUCCAGCAGAUGUCUUCAGGCGAAAGCACUACGCGGUUCUGAAGAAGCGAUGCGAUCGCUUUGAGUCGCCUGACAGGGUUUGUAAAGUGGAUGGACGGAUGGGCAGUCAGUGAGCCAGCUGAGAGCGUCCUGUCACCGACAGCCUGCCAGUUUAAACACCGACAUAUGGCCCUGCCGCUCAGUUAGCCGAGGGAGACGAAGAAACGACGCGAGCAUCAUGUUUCUGAAAACAUCGUUCACCACCCUGAUCGUGGGGGUGUUUGUGGUCUAUGUGCUCCACACCUGCUGGGUGAUGUACGGGAUCGUGUACACCAAACCCUGCAACAACCCCAAAGGUGCCAACUGCAUCACACCCUUCCUGGCUGGGAACCCCAAACUGCAGCUGAGCAUCUACACCACACUGCGGUCGAACGCAGAAGGAGGCCAUACUCUGAUCCACAAAGAGGAGAACUUUGAUGUCAACAGCAAGUUUGAAAGGACAAUCAACGUCUCCCUACCUAAGAAAACCCGUAAUAAUGGAACUCUAUACGCACUAAUAUUUGUCCAUCAAGCUGCCCACGAUCCGUGGCACGAUCCACGACAAGUUCACUUGGUUGCUCAGCUCACCACGUACAUGGUCCCUAAACCGCCUGAAAUCUCUCUGAUAUCUGGGGAAGAUAAAACAAAGGGUCAGAAAGAAGGCCAGCAGAAGAAGCUGCAUGAUGCAGCGACAGGGGGCGGAGCCAGAGCUGGAGCCACCUCUGUGUCAGACCAUCCAGUUUCACACUGGCGCUCCCGCCUCACUGUCAACAUUGUCGGUGACCACUUCCUCUUUGACAGAGAAUACCUCCCAAAUGAUGUCCACAGAUACCUCAGAGUGUUUCAGAAUGGGAAGAAGGUGGUGUAUCUACCUCUGCUGUUUGUUGAUGAGCUCAGCAACCGGGUCAAGGACCUCGUGGAGAUCAACAGUACCACUACAGAACUUCCUCUGAUCAUCUCCUACGACUCAAUCUCUCUGGGCAGACUUCGAUUCUGGAUCCACAUGCAAGACGCCGUUUACUCUCUGCAGCAGUUCGGGUUCACAGAGAAGGAUGCUGAUGAGAUUAAAGGGAUCUUCGUGGAUACCAACCUGUAUUUCCUGGCCCUGACUUUCUUUGUAGCGGCUUUCCACCUCCUCUUUGACUUUCUGGCCUUCAAAAAUGACAUCAGCUUCUGGAAGCAGAAGAAAAGUAUGGUGGGAAUGUCCAGCAAAGCAGUGCUGUGGCGCUGUUUCAGUACCAUAGUGAUUUUCCUCUAUUUGCUUGACGAGCAGACCAGUCUGCUUGUCCUCAUACCUGCAGGGAUCGGCUCUAUGAUUGAAGUUUGGAAAGUGAAGAAAGCCUUUAAGAUUCAAGUUUUCUGGAAAGGAGGCAAACCCACAUUCCUGUUUGGAAAGUUAGAUGAAUCUGAGAGGAGAACGGAAGAAUAUGAUACCCUGGCCAUGAAGUAUCUCUCAUACCUCCUUUACCCACUGUGUAUCGGAGGGGCAGUGUAUGCACUAAUAUUUUUACGAUAUAAGAGUUGGUACUCGUGGCUGAUUAACAGCUUGGUGAACGGUGUUUAUGCAUUCGGGUUCCUCUUCAUGCUUCCUCAGCUAUUUGUCAACUAUAAGCUGAAGUCUGUUGCCCACUUGCCCUGGAAAGCCUUCAUGUAUAAGGCAUUCAAUACCUUCAUCGAUGACGUGUUUGCCUUCAUCAUCACCAUGCCAACGUCUCACAGACUGGCCUGUUUCAGAGAUGAUGUGGUGUUUCUCAUCUACCUUUACCAGAGAUGGCUCUACCCUGUGGACAAAACAAGAGUAAACGAAUAUGGAGUGUCGUACGAUGAAAAACCCAAAGAGAAGAGUCACUAGACUCGGAGGAAUUUGCUUUUAUGAUCUGGAAUCUGUGGGUAUUGUCUUGUUUCCACUGGUGUCCACUCAUCUUUAUCAACUGGAAUGAGUUUAAUGGUCAGGGGUACAUUUUUGUUGUAUAUGUUCCAGGCACAUAAAUGUGCUUAUGGUUCAGACUUUUUCCACCCUGUUAAAAAUUGUUAAAAGGGCAACAUCAUCUUCUGCUUCGUCUGACAGUCUGACGUGGCCUUCUUGUUUUGUUUUGGGGUUUUUUUGGUGGGGCGGGGGUUAGUUACAGUGUGUGUGAUGGGACACAGUGACAGUGUAUUUUUAUUUUUCCAGAGUUUUAAAUGCACAAAGGAAUCUUUAUAAUUCUUAACAAUGCUACGCUCGUGUUUUGAACAAGUUGGAUUCAGCCUCCUCCGACAGCUGGCAGAUGUAGUAUAUCUACGAGCUGCAGAGAAAGAGCUGCUUUGCUCAUCUGAGAGCUUUAUUCAGUAAGAAGACAUAAUCCAGUGGCUUGUUGUAUACCUACCAGAUAAGACGGCCUUCAAGUAAAAUCAAGAUAGCUGUGUGAUGGCAGGGAUAGAAAGACUGUGCUGUGACAAAAAAGGAGGUGAAGCAUUCUGACUGAUGUUUCAGGCAGCUCAAUAAUAUUGUUCCAGACAGUCUCAGAAAAAUCAGGCUGUAGUCAUAAUUGCAGCUUUUGUCCUUAAGUGGCCACUAUUUCUAAAUUGGUAGCUGGUGUUUAUGGUAAUUGGAAUAAAAUAUGAAAGCUGCAAUAAGCAAAGGUAAGCCAUACAGAAACUAAAAAUGAUAUAUUGUUAGCUCUGUUGAAUAUGUAAAUUAUCAGAAAAUAUGUUCAUUCUUUUUAAGCAUUUCUCAAUAACUUGGCAAUCUGGCUCUUAAAAAAAAAAAAACUGUACAAAAUUAUAUCCAAAAUGAUCACAUGCAUACAGUUGGCAUUUGUUAGUUCUGUGACAAAGAACGGUCAUGUUUAAUGCUACAGUCACACUAGAGAAAACAGUAGUUGGAGGCCACGGCACGACCAAAACCAUUCUGCCGGUGUUCUGUAAACUUGUAAGUCAAAGUGACUUUAGUGCAAGACGGCGACGAAAUGGCAGUAAGGCCAAUAAGACAGUCUGCUAUCAGUUUGCAACUGAAUAGGAUCCAGUUGGCAAUUACAUGCAAUCUGCUUAUGAAGAGAUCUGUUGAUAUCUGUUACAAAUUCACAUUAAACCCUAGCAUUCAGAGUCCGGCAAGUGUAAAAUGGGAAUUCCUCCAUGAAUAGUGAUGUAGUUGAUGUAAAGUAUUCACAUUUUUGUUGUCUUUUUUUUUUUUUUUUUCUCCUAGUUACAAGAAAGUCGCUGUCCUGCUUUUACUCUAGUGUGACUGAGCUGUAAAGAGGACCUGUUAUGCUCGUUUUCUAUUACACACACUGUUAUGAUGUAAAUGUUCAUAGUAAGAGAUAAUUAGAUAAACACAUUUGAACGUAAUCUCUGAAUGGGAGAAAUGAAACACCAAAAGCAUAACAAAACGGUUUACGGGACUUUUUUCUACUUCCUUAUUAAUAUGAUGAUGAUAUCAGCUUAUCAAGAAGAUAUGCAGACCUGUAUACAUAAAUUGACGGUGAUUAAGUUUGCUUCCAGUAGCUUACUUUUGCUUCCGCAAAGCAAACAAAGUUGCCAAAAUAAUAAAAUACAACGGUAUGCAUGACAGAGGGCAGCCUUAAAGAGAGAGCAGCUUAAAUAGCUUAUUUCACACAAUGUAAAAUUUCAAAUCGACAUAAGUAUGCUUUUUAAAAUGAGAAUAAACUGUAACAUUUGAGGGCAAAAUCAAAGAAAAUGGGAUUUAAAACGUAAACGUUUAGAAAUCCAAAUUGGAAAAGUGAUGCAUUUGAAUGCAUCACUUUUCAGUUCUGCUGAAGAAGCGCGGAUUGUUACACAAUUCCGUUUAUUUGCCAGUAGAUGGCGGGAGAAUUUCACUAGAGGCAGAGGAGAAAGUUGUGAUCUGUUGCCAUGGAGAGAAGAUUAAUUGCCCAAGACAUUCCAGACACUUAAGCUUGAAAGUUCCACAAUCUGUGAAGUUGAGUUCUGUAUGUUUUGUGUCUCUGUAAAUGGUACUGACCGUUUCAUGACAUUGUACCACUGACAGUCCUACUAUCUUUUCCAUCAAUCUUCUUUUUUUUU
This is a messenger RNA of Pundamilia nyererei, 4165 nucleotides long. It is a transcript of the gene clptm1l, whose product is annotated as CLPTM1 like. The coding region runs from base 345 to 1997 and encodes 550 amino acids. Gene Ontology annotation, cellular component: endomembrane system; membrane. The record is from RefSeq and is a predicted model, not a curated record. NCBI's taxonomy places the organism in Eukaryota, Metazoa, Chordata, Actinopteri, Cichliformes, Cichlidae. The transcript is spliced from 18 exons.